UUUCUCAGACACUAUAGCUCACAGCUAACCCUGGGCAAGACUGUGGGCCCGUCGCGGGGAUAACGGCGGAGAACGACGCGCUGCAGUCCCGUCGCGCUUGCUUGGCCGUGAAUUUGGAGAUUCGACCUUCGGCCCUAGGAUCUGGGAACUGGCAACCACACUGCAAUUGCCCUCCAGCUGCAUCCCACUUGACCAACUCGACUUGCUGCUUGUUUAAGCAGCGGUUUGUCAAGCAUUGCUGUCUCGCAUUCUUCUCCGCCGGUAUCCUUCUCGUCACUCGUCAAAUCUCAAUCCACGAAAACACGCCCGGCCCCGCGUCUCGACAAACAAUCUCUGCACUGCCCAGUGGCACGCCGAUACUCGAUGGCCUUGCCCUCUUUUUAGCAACUGUUCGCUAUCCGGUGCCGAGCCAUUCCGCAACGAGCCACUGUAACCUGCUCUUGGAGCUUCCAGGAUGGGCAUCUCAGGCCUCCUCCCGCUACUCAAGUCCAUACAUCGUCCUACCGAGCUCAAGAAGUAUGCAGGCGAGACCUUCGGAAUCGACGGCUAUGGCUGGCUCCACCGAGGCGCCGUUGCCUGUGCCAUUGAGCUGGCCCAAGGCAAGCCAACCCGCAAAUAUGUCGACUUCGCAAUGCACCGUGUCAGGAUGUUCAAGUACUUCGGGGUCACCCCGUAUGUCGUCUUCGACGGCGACUUUCUGCCCAGCAAGGCCAAGACAGAAGCCUCCCGGGCCAAACGCCGGGAAGAAAGCAAACGACUUGGACUAGAGCUCCUCCGGGCUGGCAAGCCAUCGCAGGCUUAUGCCGAGCUCCAAAAGGCCAUCGACGUCACACCGGAAAUGGCCCGCCAUCUGAUCGAGGAGCUCAAGAAGGCCGACGUCCCGUAUGUGGUUGCUCCAUACGAAGCAGAUGCUCAGCUGGUCUACCUCGAACGUCAAGGCUUGAUCAGCGGCAUCGUGUCGGAGGACUCGGACUUGUUAGUGUUCGGCGCCAAGCGUCUGUUGACCAAGAUGGACCAGCACGGUCAGUGUGUCGAGAUCAACCGGAGGGACUUUUGCGCCGUACGCGAAAUCUCCCUGACCGGUUGGACCGACAACGAGUUUCGUCACAUGGCCAUUCUCAGCGGCUGUGACUACCUAAAAGGCGUCAACAACAUUGGCUUGAAGACGGCUUAUCGCUUGAUCCGCAAGCACAAGACGCCUGAGCGCGUUGUGAAGAUGCUUCGUUUUGACGGAAAGCACCAGAUUCCAGAUUCAUAUCUUGACGAAUUUAAGCAAGCCGAGCUCACCUUUCUGCACCAGCGUGUAUUUUGUCCCAAAAAGCAGGACAUUGUUCUCUUGACGGAGCCUGAGCUUUCGGUCAAUGUCGACGACAUGCCCUUCAUCGGAGCACCCAUAGAGGCCGAGUUGGCCAGGUCUAUUGCUGUCGGCGAUGUCAAUCCCAUCACCCGAGAGCGCAUCCUUGUCCCGCGUUCUCCAGGGAAGCGGAGGAUCAGCCAGGCUCUCGCGCCAGCAAGCGGUCCCCCAAGGAGUCUGGGGAAACCGAUCAGCGAAUACUUCAAAGACCGGAGCGCACGCCGGAUUCCCCUCGGCGAGAUGGAUCCGAACUGCUUCGUGGUCGAGCCCGAUCAAAACGGCAACGGCACUUCCGAAGACGCUCCUCGCCCGAUCGUGUUUCCGCUCCCGAGACCGUACCUGGACGGCGCCGAAGAAGCUUCGGCAAGUCCAGCUCGGCCGUACACCAGUAAUGCUCGGGUUCCUCGCCGCAAGACGGAGCCCGUCUCGAAACUCCUCGGGCUGGACUUCGCCGAGUCUCCGGAACAUCGCCGCCGGACAACCGGGCCAGUCAUUCAAGUGUAUCAGGAUCCAGCGUCACCCAGUAGACCAUUAAAGAAAGCGCGAUUGUGCGAGGAAUCGGCUUCUGAGGGAGUCGCCAGCGCUGCCCCGGAGAAGAGCAGGUUCUUUUCGUCGACCAAACAGAAGAAACCUGCUAUAAAGAAGGCGGACCAGCUGCUGAUGUCGGAUGAUUUCAUCGAGGAGGCCUUCCGGAGUCUGCCGGACUUGGAUUCGUGCCGCCCCGAGAAGCCGGCCAACCCCGCCGAUGACAUCGCAAUCUUACAAGACGUAUCUCCGGAGAAACCACGACGAUGUUCACUUGCAGUCGAACCGGCAACCGAGAGCAAUACCGACGAUGUGGUGGAAAUACCCGCCUCAUCCCCAUCUUCCGACCAACACGGACCAACCAAGCAGCGCAACGACAACGGUGGCAGCCUCACGUCAGUGACGCCCCUGGGGGAACUUCUAAAGACCUUCUCGUACGAGACAGCACGACCCCGGACGCGGGUCGUCCACGGUUUGUCCACGCCGGCAUCCAGCACCCAGCAGACUGCAACGCCCAGGAGCAUCAGCAGCCCUGCGAACACCAACACACAACCUCCGAUGUUGACCCCCCUGCAGCGCAUCGGGGCCUGCGCGCUGCGACGGCCGAAGCCUCAGUCGACGACUUCGAAUUUGACCACGACGCCCCUGUCAAACAAAAAGGCCCCGGCGUUUGAGUCGCUGCCUGUUAACCCGGCGUUUGUCCCGCUACCGAAGGUCGAUAUUGAGGAGGUCGAGGCGCUGAACAGGCCGCUGGGAAGCGAAGACCAACUUCUUCCUGAAAGUGAUGGGGAGAAUGAGGUUCUUCUGGGUGAUGGGCCGACAGCGGUAAACUCGGGAGGACGCCGGCUGGAUCUGGCAGGGUUUUUGUACUCUUGAUAUUCGUUUGUGUGUUUGUCGGAACUGGUUGGCCCGGGUCAUCAUCAUGACGAGGGUGGCAAUAUGGCGGGACAGUGCAUAGCGCUGGCGUCUCUAGGCCGGGUUCUUUGGAAUGGCAACUAAGGCGUUGUGGGAUUUUGAUGGCGGGUAUGAGUAGUUCUGGGUUAUCAUGAUGGGUAUUGUUCUUAUGUUUAGUUGAAGGUAACUUGGUAAUGAUUGGGGGCGUUUGCUAGGAACAAAGGAUGGUUGGUGGAUCUGGGAGUAUUCAUUGGCGUCUUGGAGAUGUUCGUUUGUACUCAAUCAUAAGAGUGCUAGGGACAUCAUGAGCAUGUGUCAACAAUAGGAUUAUAGGGUUCUCAUUUUGUUUAUUGUCCA
Parathielavia appendiculata is the source of this 3130-nucleotide messenger RNA. RefSeq lists its product as uncharacterized. Lineage: Eukaryota; Fungi; Ascomycota; Sordariomycetes; Sordariales; Chaetomiaceae. Gene Ontology annotation, molecular function: 5'-3' DNA exonuclease activity; 5'-flap endonuclease activity; metal ion binding. Gene Ontology annotation, cellular component: nucleus. Bases 455 to 2755 code for a protein of 766 amino acids. The record is from RefSeq and is a predicted model, not a curated record. Gene Ontology annotation, biological process: mismatch repair; DNA double-strand break processing; DNA recombination. The transcript has 3 exons.